Messenger RNA from Penicillium bovifimosum, 2178 nucleotides. RefSeq names its product putative nuclear RNA binding protein. The record is from RefSeq and is a predicted model, not a curated record. The transcript has a single exon. The coding region runs from base 1 to 2178 and encodes 725 amino acids. NCBI's taxonomy places the organism in Eukaryota, Fungi, Ascomycota, Eurotiomycetes, Eurotiales, Aspergillaceae.
AUGGACAUGGAUAUCGACCCAAGCCCCGCGCAGCAGCGCACCUCCCGCAAGCAUUUGCGCUCGAGUUCCGACGACUACGACUGGAGCUCCGACAUCUCCGGCCAAUUCGACGAUGCCGAGGAGGGAGAAGGAGAGGACUACCGAUCACCGGCAGGAAAUGUCGCCAAAAGACGUCGCUCGAAUGACUGGCCCUUGCCCGAAGAAGCCGCCGACUAUGGAACCCAUGAGCGCCGUGCCAACCGCAGCGAGAACGGCAAUCUCAGCGUGGGCGGAAACGGGUCAGCUUUUAGGGCGUCACCUCGCGCUUCUCCUCGUGGCUCGUUGGCUUCGCUGCGCGCUCGCCAUGCCGCCACAUCUGCUUCCAGCCCCCGCCGUCCUAGAGGCAGGACAUCGCGGUUCGUCGAAGCGACCAUGAAUGAUAGUGUCAGCGAGCGACCGCCGAGCAUUUACCUACGGGAGCAGGAGAAUAAACAGACUGGAAAUCCGAAUCGCUCGUCUGGCAUUUUCCGGUUCGGGAAGGCUAUUGCUUCAGCGUUCAAUCCCUUCGGUGGAUGGGGAAGGAGCUCUGAGGGUUCGCCAAACAAGUCGCCGCAGAAAGAUGUAAUCACUCAGGCGGAGAAGGCUUAUGCGGAAUUAAAGAAGGCUGGCUACAAGGGCACGAACAAGGGCUCUUACACUAAGGGCCAGUGUGUUAAUACUGCUCUCGCCGACCAGACAUGGCAGUCUAUCCAGCACAAGCUGCCGCCCAGUUCUCCCGUGAAAUAUUCGUAUCGCAAUUCGGUUGAGAGGGAUGAAAAUGCUUUUCCCGCACGAUCUGACUCUUCAGCUUCCAAACGCUCUUCCCUGCAGGAUCUCCGCCUGCCCAAGUCAUUGUUCCAUAGAGGUCAUGAAUCGCCAACUGCGACAGCAGUCUACUGCGAUAGGUUUUCCGAGGAAUCCGAGCAUAAUGGGAUCCGCAAGCAGCCGUCUCGCAGGGAGCUCUCACGCCAAGUCAAGUUGAUCAAGAAAGUCAGCAAUCUUGAGGACAAGUUGGAGCGCGCCCGACGGGAGCUUCGUGACCUCACCGGCAACGAGGAGCGGACCCCAGUACCUGCACCUCAGUCUCAGAUGCUCAAUACCGAGAUGGACCCUGCAUCUUUCCCCCGGAAAUUCGUUCCUGGCGCUCUGCCAACCCUACCAUCGGAACGACUUCUAGAUCAACAAGCCGCAGAAAAUACGGCUCCUGGGUCCCACUCGACCAACGUAACAGCACUGCCAUCGAUGGAAGACCGAGAAAGCUUCUCUUUCGAAGAAUCACGACCGGUUCAAAGCCCGGCUGCGGCCAAAAGUCUAAAACGGCGCUCGUCGUCCAUGAGUAAGGACCGCCAUUCCCGCAAACGGAAGUCUCCCAUCUCUGAACGUGUCGAUAGUCGGAACCCUCUUCAGCCCGCUACGGCGGCCAGCAUCGCCAAUGACAAACAAGUAUCAGAGCACGAGGACCUGAACGACUUCGGUCCACUCAACCCACCGGGCAAAGCGAAAUGGCUGAAAUCCGAAGCUGGCGACAGCCCCGGCUCAGCGAGGCGUCGACAAGCUGCCGACAACGCAGCUCUCUCCGCAGGCCACGAAAAAGAAGAAGACGCAGGUAGUCCCAGUGCCAAACGCAACACCAAAAGGUUCCCCAACAUUCAAACCCGAAAAGCCUCCGGCACCACCCGCUCACCCAAUUUCAAUAAUUCCAAGCCCACCACCCCUCUCCGCAUAAAACCCAGCAGUUCCAAUCUACGCCCAAUGUCCUCACCUGCUACAGCUACGGACGUUAAUACCCAGUCCGAUAUCUGGGCUACGCCUCUCCCCGCCCCGCAAAGUGACUCUCGCCGCAAUACCUUCUACCACCAUCCCCAGCGCCAGAUUAAUCCUGAUCGUAGCCCCCGCACACCUACACGAUCUAAGACGAGUCCGACUCGGAGACGGUCUGCUUACCGUCUUGACGAGGAUAUUCCGCCCGUGCCGCCGCUUCCUGAGGAACAUCGCUCGAGUGCUGCUAAGAUCAAUGUCAGUGUCAACAGGUCACCGAAGAAGAGGCCUGUAUCUGCGCCGGCUUUUUCUCCGUCCGUUCUUUCUCCGUCUACGCCUUCUGUUGUGGACUCGCUUAUCUCGGGGCUUGAGGAUUAUCAGUGGCCGGAGGACAUUUUCUGA